Lottia gigantea (owl limpet) is the source of this 162-nucleotide messenger RNA. RefSeq lists its product as hypothetical. The annotation marks the transcript as partial. The transcript has a single exon. The record is from RefSeq and is a predicted model, not a curated record. Lineage: Eukaryota; Metazoa; Mollusca; Gastropoda; Lottiidae. Gene Ontology annotation, molecular function: translation initiation factor activity.
GUAAAGGCUAUCCAUGGUCUAGGAACCACUAUAGAUGUUAUAUUAGUCAAUGGAAGUAUUAAGGAAGGAGAAGCUAUAGUAAUAGCUGGUACAGAGGGUCCUAUUGUCACCUCUAUCAGAGGUUUACUCAUGCCUCAACCCAUGAAAGAACUUCGAGUCAAG